Molecule: messenger RNA, 513 nt
Organism: Colletotrichum abscissum
Lineage: Eukaryota; Fungi; Ascomycota; Sordariomycetes; Glomerellales; Glomerellaceae
Product: translationally-controlled tumor protein
Exons: 5
Coding region: 1-513 (170 amino acids)
Cellular component (GO): cytoplasm
Molecular function (GO): calcium ion binding
Source: RefSeq, a predicted model, not a curated record
AUGAUUAUCUACAAGGACAUCAUUACCGGAGACGAGAUCAUCUCGGACUCCUACGACCUCAAGGACAUCGAUGGCAUUGUCUUCGAGGCCGACUGCGCCAUGAUCACCGAGGGCGCCGUCAGCGUCGACACCGGCGCCAACGCCUCCGCCGAGGAGGCUGACGAGGGUACUGAGGACGCCGAGAUCAAGGUCAACAACAUUGUCCACUCUUUCCGCCUCCAGUCCACCCAGUUCGACAAGAAGAGCUUCCUCGGCUACCUCAAGGGCUACAUGAAGACUGUCAAGACUGCCCUUCAGGAGAAGAACGCCCCCGCCGAGAAGAUCACCGCCUUCGAGAAGGGUGCCCAGAAGUACGUCAAGGAGACCCUCCUUCCCAACUUCAAGGACUUCGAGUUCUACACUGGCGAGUCGAUGAACCCCGAUGGAAUGGUCGUCCUCCUCAACUACCGCGAGGAUGGUGUCACCCCCUACAUCAUCGUCUGGCAGCACGGCCUCGAGGGCAUGAAGGUUUAA